UAAAUCGAAUAUAAAUAUUCAUAACGAUAAGAGUUUAAAACUUAAACAUUAAGACACAAACAAAACCAAAACCAAAACGAAAACCAAAUAGUUUAACACUAGCAUAAUACUAGACAGACAGACACCCUCCUUAGACCUGGUGUUAUCGCAUUGAGCCGUACUUAAAGCCAAGAACAAGCUAAAAUGGCCGACAAGAAGAUUGGUGAAUACUAUUCGCCGCCGCCAAAGAUGGGCAAAUGGGAGGGUUUCAGAAAAUUCCUAUGGAACAGUGAAACUAGCCAAUGCCUUGGACGUACCGGUUCCAGUUGGGCAAAAAUUUUACUUUUCUAUAUUAUUUUCUAUGCGGCGUUAACCGGAUUCUUUGCUGCCAUAUUUGCGGUGUUCUAUCAAACAUUGGAAGUUGAUAAACCCAAAUGGAUGCUUGACAAUGGAUUGAUUGGAUCGAAUCCAGGUCUUGGUUUUCGCCCAAUGCCACCAGAGGCGAAUGUUGAGAGCACUUUAGUUUGGUACGAAUCAUCGAAGGAAGAUAAUUAUAAGUAUUGGGUUGAUGAAACUGCACGAUUUCUGAAAUAUCACACUUACGACGAUCUACCCAAGCAUAAUCAAGUCAACUGCUCAUUUGAGCAUAUGCCACCAGAGGGAAAAGUCUGCGGCGUUGAAGUUAGUAGCUUUGAUCCCUGCACUCUUGAGAAAAACUUUGGUUAUCACCAGGCAAGGCCCUGCAUAUUCCUCAAGUUGAAUAAGAUUUACAACUGGGAACCAAAAAUUUACAACGAUUCAAAAACUUUGCCCGUUGAUAUGCCUGAAGAGUUGAAACAGCACAUCAAGGAGAAGCAGAGCCUGCGACCAAAUGAGACUGGCGUAGUUUGGGUGUCGUGCGAGGGUGAAAAUCCCGCCGAUGUUGAGAACAUUAAGGCACGUGAUUAUUAUCCACGCAUGGGUUUCCCCCAUUUCUAUUUCCCGUUCAAAAACAUUGAAGGCUAUAUACCGCCAAUCGUUGCUGUUCAGUUCACCGUCGAAACCGGCGUCUUGAUCAACAUUGAGUGCAAAGCCUGGGCUUACAACAUCCAUCAUGAUCGCUCGGAUAGGAGAGGAUCCGUCCACUUUGAGUUAAUGGUCGACUAAGAGAAACGCUAUGGAAUCGCAUCAGUAAAAUUCUAAAAGCUACAAGAACAGCAAACAGGAUGUGCGGAGAGAAGCAGUAGAAAGCCAGGAUCCGUUUGGAGAUGAAAGGGAAACAGCUCGAAAUAGGCAUACAGAAGUAAAGUUGAAGAUUAAGAUGAAAGUUAAGCAAAAGUCACGCUAAAUAAAAAACAGUGACAAAACACACACAAAAAUGUAGCAGCAAGC
Messenger RNA from Drosophila grimshawi, 1350 nucleotides. RefSeq names its product sodium/potassium-transporting ATPase subunit beta-2 (gene nrv3). Gene Ontology annotation, biological process: potassium ion import across plasma membrane; sodium ion export across plasma membrane; intracellular potassium ion homeostasis. The coding region runs from base 184 to 1125 and encodes 313 amino acids. Gene Ontology annotation, molecular function: ATPase activator activity. The transcript has 8 exons. Gene Ontology annotation, cellular component: sodium:potassium-exchanging ATPase complex. Lineage: Eukaryota; Metazoa; Arthropoda; Insecta; Diptera; Drosophilidae. The record is from RefSeq and is a predicted model, not a curated record.